Messenger RNA from Varanus komodoensis (Komodo dragon), 1675 nucleotides. RefSeq names its product trafficking protein particle complex subunit 14 (gene TRAPPC14). NCBI's taxonomy places the organism in Eukaryota, Metazoa, Chordata, Lepidosauria, Squamata, Varanidae. Gene Ontology annotation, biological process: cilium assembly. The transcript is spliced from 4 exons. Bases 148 to 882 code for a protein of 244 amino acids. The record is from RefSeq and is a predicted model, not a curated record. Gene Ontology annotation, molecular function: alpha-tubulin binding. Gene Ontology annotation, cellular component: TRAPPII protein complex.
CAAUUUCAGCAUUGGGAUAUCGGGUCCACUUUUGUCGGGUUCCCCUUGUCCCCGUGUACAACUGCUGGAAAGCUUAAAGCAUUUUGUACAAAGCCGUGUAUGCGUAUUUUAAAAAUCAGAAGCAAUUUCUUUUGAGUCUAAAACGGAAUGCUCACUGGCACCCUCGCCCCGGACCCUCUGUCCUCGUUACCCCUGCUUCGCUGGGUCUCCUCUAGGCUGCCGAGCAUCCGACUGGCCCGGCCCCGCUUCGUGAUGACGGCAGAAUGCGAGUCGCCCAUCGCCUUGCACCACCGCUUCACGGUCACCUACACGCUGAUCAACAACCUGCAGGACUUCCUGGCAGUGCGCCUGGUGUGGACCCCAGAGAGCGCUGCUGCUGGCAAGAAGCCGUCCUUGGAGGAGAGGCGUGCCACCCGCGACACGCAGGACGCCAUGGUCUGCCACACCCCCCUCAACAGCCUGGGCUUCUCCCGCAAGGGCAGCGCCCAGACGGUCCGCGUCACCUUCCAGGCCCUGCGCGCCGGCGUGUACGAGCUGUCUCAGCACAUGAAGCUGAAGCUGCAGUUCACCGCGAGCGUCUCCAACCCGCCCCCCGAGGCCCGGCCCGUCUCGCGCAAGAACAGCCCCAGCAGCCCUGCCGUCCGGGAGCUGGUGGAGCGGCACCAGGCCAGCCUGGGCCGCUCACAGAGCUUCUCCCACCAGCAGCCCGCCCGGGGACACCUCAUGAGGUCGGGCAGCGUCAUGGAGCGCCGCGCCAUCACUCCCCCCGUGGGCUCUCCCGUGGGCCGCCCCCUUUACCUGCCCCCCGACAAAGCUGCUCUUUCCCUUGACAAAAUUGCCAAACGGGAGUGCAAAGUGCUGGUGAUUUCCCCCCUCACCUGACAGGUGGGGGAAUCCUGCCCUGAACGGAGAUGCUGUGCAUCCCCCCCCCAGCGGAAGAACAACGCCCCCUUCCCCAGCCAUAACUUUCCCCUCUCAUGGACCGCCCCUUUGCCGCUGCCCCCACUCUCCAGAGAACAGGACCUCUGCUGAGCGACCAGCCCCACCUCCCCGAGCCUGGCAGGACAGGCCCCCCUCCCCAAAGACCACCCUUCCACCCAGCAAGGUGGGCUGCCCUGCGCUUGCCUGGUGGCUGCUGCCAGGGCCCCGGUGCCACCCAUCGCCGUCCUCUGGAAGAAGCGCUCAGAGGAGCUGCCCCUCGCCCUCUGCCAGCGACGGGUCGGGCUGGAACCAAGGUGCGUCUCCUCUCCCCUCGCAUGUGAAGUGCGGCCAGGCCAGGGGUGAGCGGCCCCUCGCGAGGCCCAGGGGGCUGGCGCCGCUACCACCACGAGGCUCAAGUGCUGGACUGCGGGCCUGCCCCACUGCCGAAGAGCACCUGCGUGCCCGGAGGCCCAGGCAGCUCGUCCUUCGCCCUGGACUGUGCCAGCGCGGCCGGCAGCGAGGGGCAGCAUGCAUCGCCCCGGCCAGGCACGCAGCCGCCCUGCUGGAACCAGCCCCUCAGUGCAGGGGCCGCACAAGCCUCUGCCCCCGCCCCGCCUGCCAGCUCAGGCCAAAGCACCCGCCUGAUGCACUUUAUCAAGUUUUGUUAUUUAUAUUUUUUUAUUUGCCUCCAAGCCGCUCCAAGUGUACGUGUGCAAGUGUGUUUGUGAAUAAACCACACUGGCUGGAAACUGGA